Messenger RNA from Trichoderma harzianum CBS 226.95, 873 nucleotides. RefSeq lists its product as hypothetical. The record is from RefSeq and is a predicted model, not a curated record. NCBI's taxonomy places the organism in Eukaryota, Fungi, Ascomycota, Sordariomycetes, Hypocreales, Hypocreaceae. The transcript is spliced from 4 exons. The coding region runs from base 1 to 831 and encodes 276 amino acids. Gene Ontology annotation, molecular function: fatty acyl-CoA hydrolase activity.
AUGAAAAGCACGGUUUCAAAAAUCAGAGGCAAUGUCGCCAUUCAUGCAAUGCGACCGUCGUCAGUUCGCAGUCUGACAACCACAGCUAGAUUACGUGCGGCAACGCCGCCACCAGCAUCGGAAAAUGGAGCAGUUAAUUCAAGGUGGCUAUCGGACUUGCAGAAGAGACUGAAACAAUCCCUGUCGCUCAAAAUUGCACCGAAAAAGGUAGACGAAGUAAGGGAACGACUGGCAUAUCUGGAUAAGAAUUGGCUGGAGCUCUCAGCUGGACGAGAAGGAUACCUGGUUGACCCGGAGAGGCGAGGGUUGGAUAGACACAUGGUGCAAUGGGGAGACAUGGACAUGAUGGGACACGUCAAUAAUGUCAUAUACAAUCGGCUCGCUGAGUCUGGCCGUGUCAAUUGGACAAGAAACCUUGCACAAUUUUCAGACCCCAAGUACCAACAGGAAUGGUUUGAUCUCAUGUCACCAAAGAGCAUCGGCCUCAUCUUGGCGAGUAUCAGGACCGACUUCAAAUUUCCCAUGACUUUCCCAGACCGUGUCACAGUUUUGCAUAAGCUCGUCACGAAGCCGGAUUACAGCUCUGACCGCUUCUACUUGGAAGCCGUCAUGUACUCCGAGCAGCAAAGACGACCUGCGGCGAAAUGCUUUGAGGAUAUCGUUGUCUACGAUUACAGAGCGGCCAAGAAGGCGCCUCUGAAGCCUUUCAUGGUUGAUGAGCUGCAGGCAACGUAUGAUCUACAAGAACAGAGGAAGAAGGAAGCUGAGAAGAAGGUGGCCGAGCUACAAGCAUUUGUUCAACAGGUAGAAGACAGUGCUGGCGCGGCAUAGAAAGGUAUAGACAGGCUAUAUUUUUGGGGUAGAUACAGGUCA